Molecule: messenger RNA, 2093 nt
Organism: Zingiber officinale
Lineage: Eukaryota; Viridiplantae; Streptophyta; Magnoliopsida; Zingiberales; Zingiberaceae
Product: protein FREE1-like
Exons: 10
Coding region: 185-1936 (583 amino acids)
Biological process (GO): intralumenal vesicle formation; multivesicular body assembly
Cellular component (GO): ESCRT I complex; late endosome membrane
Molecular function (GO): ubiquitin binding; metal ion binding
Source: RefSeq, a predicted model, not a curated record
UUUUUUUGCUUCUUCAUCCCUUUGGACGAAGCCUAUCCUGGCAACGCGUAGCAUCCCGAUCGAAAGCUGAAUCCAUCUCGGCGAUAUUAUCGAUCGGAUUCCUCCGUUUGAUUUCCUCUUCGGUCUCCCGGCAACUCCUCCGAUCACCUGCGAUCUCCGAUCUGAAGAGCAUCGCCCGGCCACGAUGCAGCACGGCAGCGAUUAUGGCUCCUACUACGCCCCCCAGUACGCCGGCCCUACGUACAACCCUAACCCUACCCCUAAUCCCGCCGAAUUUCCUCCGUCCAAUCCAAUCCAACAAGCAUACGCCUCGGCGCCCCCGUUCUCCACUGAUUUUCCAGGCUACGCCGCCGCUCCUGCCGCCUCCUACGCUCCUCCCUCUUCCCAGAAUCCGGAGUCCGCUCCAGGUUUCAUGCCUUCGGAUCCUUCGUAUGGCCAACCUCACGCUCAAUUCCCGCCCCAAUUUUCCUCCUUCCCUUCAUACAAUCCCUCGCGCUACCCGGCGGAGGCACCUCCAUCUCCCUAUCCUCACCAACUUCCCUCUUCCGUUCCAUGUUAUCCUUAUGACCCCAAUCAUUCGGCCGCUGGGAGUUAUGCCCCACCUGUUAACCCUGCCUCCAUAGCCAGCUCUCCCCCCAACCCAAGUUCCUCCUUUUCCUCUUCUUACCCUUCUUAUAAUGCUCUUUAUCAAAGCUCUGCUUCUAUGCCUGAACAAGAUUUUCAGUACGAAAAUUCUGGUAGAUACGCUGCAAGCAUGACCUCUGGGUAUGGUCUUGGCCGAUCGGGCGUUGGUCAGGAUUUCAAUGAGAAGAACAUAUAUGUUGGUGCACAAGACAGUGGUCUCGAUGAUGGUGUGUAUCGGUAUGAUGGUGGGAGGUCUGAGCCUUAUGGUGCCCGGGGAACAGCACCCACCAAGUCUCCUGCCCUAUUUGAUGAUUAUGGUAGGUCGAUAAGCUUCCCGUCUGAUGGGAAGAGCCAGGGAGGAAGCUUUGGGAAAAUAGUAAGGGCAGUGCCAAAGGUGGAUACAAAUCAGGAUGUCAAAAAUGGGGUGCAGAAGUUCCGAGUGAAGUUGCUGCCAGAAGGGGGCGGUCAGAGCACCAUGGACGUACUUUGCCAGAUUGGAUUGGAUGGAAUUCGAAUGCUUGACCCAAGUACUAACAGAACUUUGAGGAUCUACCCGCUGGAGACAGUGAGCAGAUGUGAAGUGUUGGAUUCAACUACAUUUGUCUUUUGGUCCAAGAGCUCAGUUGACAUUGAUCCCAGGCGAAUUCGGCUGCAGUCAAAUAGUUACACCACAAGUACUAUACUUGACACAGUAACAGCAGCUACAGUGCAGCUCAAAGAGAUGGGUGGAAGUGACAGCCUAAUAAGGGGCAAGCCAACUGCUGAUGCUGACAAGGUAUCUGAUCAAUCAGCUGAAAGAAAAAAGGGAUUGGUGGAUUGGAUGAACUUGAUAAAGCCUGCUAAUGAAGAGAAAGAUCACUGGGUUCCAGAUGAAGCUGUUGCCAAGUGUACAUCAUGUGGAUCAGACUUUGGAGCCUUCAACCGGAGGCACCAUUGCAGGAACUGUGGUGAUAUUUUCUGUGAUAAGUGUACCAAGGGUAGAAUUGCAUUAACUGCAGAUGAAAAUGCUCAACAAGUCCGUGUUUGUGAUAGAUGCAUGGCAGAAGUUACCCGAAGGUUGACCAAUGCAAAAGAAGUUGCCAGCAAACCUGUUGGACAAAGCCAUGAAGAUCUUGCACGUAAACUUCAGGAGGAAAUGGACAGAAACCGCAAAUCAGGCACAAAGACUAGCGACAGCGGUGGUGGGAAGCGAAUGAAAGAAGUAGCAUGCCCCAUCUGCACAGUCCAUCUUCAGGUGCAAGUUCCCGCUUCAGGUUCCGAGACGAUCGAAUGUGGUGUUUGUCAACACCCCUUCCUAGUUAGUGCUCACUGAUCAUCCACUCCACAUUGCUUGCUGUUACGUGUGGUGUUCUGCUAUCAUUUUGCAUCCUCUCUGGUCGUAAUAUGAAUUCUGUAAAUGAACUCAAAACCCAAGUAUUUUGUUGAAAUGAUUAAAUUUUAGAUAACUAUAUAAGCUUCUAUUUGUCGUA